Messenger RNA from Paralichthys olivaceus (Japanese flounder), 7699 nucleotides. RefSeq names its product nucleus accumbens-associated protein 2. Gene Ontology annotation, molecular function: RNA polymerase II cis-regulatory region sequence-specific DNA binding; DNA-binding transcription factor activity, RNA polymerase II-specific; protein binding. The record is from RefSeq and is a predicted model, not a curated record. Lineage: Eukaryota; Metazoa; Chordata; Actinopteri; Pleuronectiformes; Paralichthyidae. Gene Ontology annotation, biological process: regulation of transcription by RNA polymerase II.
UGUCAUCGCAUGGGGACACGUGAGGUAACCACACAUGUACGUUGUCCUUAUAGGACUCGCAGAAAUAGGAGGAAGAAGAAGAACCUGUCCCAUCUGCAGCCUCGCGCACUGUAUGCACAUAGCAUGUUGUCUCUUUACACACACAUGCACACGCACGCUGCAGGUUUAUAUGCUCUCACAUGUACGUAGUCUACACCUUUAAGUCUGCACAGUGCACCGGGUUCAUGUGUCCCUAAAGGCGCACGGUAGCCUGCGACAGAACCGUGUGUUUCGCUGCGGCCGGGACAGUGUGCACCUCCAGCUCAGUGAGAAAUAAACCCCUGCCAGGUCCCGCCAACAUGUCUACGUCUUUAAAAAAGAAGUGCACACCGAGCCGUGCGUGAUGUCAGGCAGCUCGCGGUCCGCGCACUGUUCAUGUGAGUGCGCCCUGCGUUCACUUCCUGUAAGGGGACAGUGGAGAGAGAAAGAGAGAGUGGGAUAGAGAGAUGGGAGAGAAAGGGCUGAAGAGGGAGAGAUAGAGGGAGAGACAGCGGACGAGAGGAAAGCCAGGGGCCUGCUCUUUCCUUUUUUCUUCCCGUCUUUGAAACACCCAGCAAACUUUAGAGGUCUAUCCGGAGGGAGAAGCGUGUGCCACAUCUGCGCCAGCUGACAGCCGCGGCUCAUGGAAUAACCACAUAUCUGAUGCCUCUCUCAGUGGCAGAGUCUGCAGUGAAUAUCUGAAGCCCCCAUCUUCAUCUGCCUCUCUGCCAACAUGUCCCAGCUGCUCCAUGUGGAGAUACCCAACUUUGGAGCCACGGUCCUCGGCUCCCUCAAUGAGCAGCGCCUGCUGGGACACUACUGUGAUGUAUCCAUCCUGGUCAAAGGUCAGGCAUUUAAAGCCCACAGGGCCGUUUUGGCUGCCAGCAGCCUCUACUUCCGUGACCUCUUCAGCAGCUCCACCAAGACCCAGUUUGAGUUGCCCUCCUCAGUCACACCUGCUUGCUUUGAGCAGAUCCUCACUUUCUGCUACACAGGGAAGCUAACAAUGGCAGCUAGCGAACAGCUGGUGGUCAUGUACACAGCUGGCUACCUCCAAAUUCAGCAUAUAGUUGAAAGAGGCAUGGACCUAAUGUUCAAAGCCAACUCACCUCACUGUGACUCGCAAACAGCAGGGUCCUUAGAGGAAACAUGUUCCGAACCACAGAGUCCCUCUAAUAAUGGUAACGGCCUGGCGGUGGCCGCUCUGCUGGGAACCCCUGGUUGGUCUCAAUCCUUGCUCCUGUCACAGCGUAAGAUUAAACUAGAAGGGGGCGAACCAACACCCCUGACGAUACCCUCAAUACAAAGCAAGAUUUCGUCCUCGGAGUUGGGGAGUCGGCUGGCGAGGGCGAGUUCAUUGUUCUACACGACGGCUGGAGGGACCCCAGUCCCCGGUUUGCCUGCUUACCACCUUCAAGGGGCUGGCGGAGGUGGAGCCGGAGGAGGAGCAGGAGUAGAAAGGUCCAGUCCUGGAGCAUCCAGCUUGCCCACCACUGACAGUCCAACAUCCUACCAGAAUGAGGAUGAGGAGUUUGAGGAAGAGCCCUACGAUGGGAUGACAGAGGAUGCCUACAGCCAUCUCUAUGGACGUUCAGCGAACCCCUAUGGGAUCCAGGACAAGCCAGAGAUGGCAGUGGUGCCCUUGGCCUUGGAGAACCGCAACUGUGUUCUGAUCCGCCGGGACCUGGUGGCGCUGCCUGCGAGCCUCAUCAGCCAGAUAGGCUACCGCUGCCACCCGAAGCUCUACACAGAGGGGGACCCUGGGGAGAAGCUGGAAUUGGUAGCUGGUACACAGGUGUUCAUGACUCGAGGCCAGCUGAUGAACUGUCAUCUAUGUGCUGGUAUCAAACACAAAGUCUUGCUCCGCCGUCUGCUAGCUACCUUCUUUGAUCGAAACACUUUAGCCAAUAGCUGUGGGACAGGUAUCCGUUCUUCUACUAGUGACCCCAGUAGGAAACCCCUAGACAGCAGGGUCCUCAACGCUGUAAAACUCUACUGUCAGAAUUUCAACCCUAACUUCAAGGAGAGUGAAAUGAAUGUGAUUGCUGCCGACAUGUGCACAAACGCGAGACGCGUGCGCAAGCGAUGGUUGCCGAAGAUCAAGUCCAUGCUGCCUGAUGGAAUGGAAGUGUACCGUGCAGGAAUGGGCAUGGGUGCUGCUGUGGGUCUUGGCCUGGCACUGGGUGCUUCUCAACCAGGGGUAUCCCUCCCUUUCGAGCCCGACUUCAAGAACCUAGAGCAAAGGUAUUAUCCAGAUCGUAAGGACCCUCUAAGGACUCACCCACCGCUCACAGAGGGCAGCCCCGGGUCCAGGGCAGCUGGAGCUGAGGCUGAAGGCGAAGGAGUUGCGCAGGAGGAGCAAGAGGAAGAUGAGGAUGAAGCUGGGUUAGAAGGUGUUGAUGCAUCACUUGGGGCACCGACUUUGAUCCCAGGUGCUGAGGCUGGCAAUUGUGGAGACACGCCGCCGGAGCAGGAAGUGGAAAGUUUUGAACAAGGUCUGCGGGUGAAUGGACAGUGAACGUCCCUUGUUGGGAGCUGCCUCACACAUUGUGAAAUCUGUUUUAACACCUUGUUUUCUUUUGCUUGCAUCUCGUCCAGCGCUCUUACUUCUCCUCUGUGCUUCCUCAACAGGAAUCGUCAGCACACAAGAUGCGCUCGUAGAUCUCGCUAACAGAAAUUUGUCACACAUGCAUGCGCACCCGUGUGCUUGUGUACACAUGCAUUUAAUUGAUAGUGGAAGUAGACACAGGCAUGGCGUUAGCACAUCGGGCAAAUCAAUGAUUUCUGCUCCGCCCUCUUCUUCGUAUGUGCUGUAUAUACUCAGUAUUUCAGCUCCUGCAGCAAUAUCACAAAGGCCUGAUACCAGAACAAAUGGCAGCACAGAAGAGCACUUGUUUGCUGGCAGUUCACGGAGUGCGAUAUGAUGGUUUUUAAAAUCAUUCCGUUUUCUGAAAAAAAACCCAUGUAACCUUGGGAGAAACGAAUCUGAGAGACAGCUCUCGUAAUAAGCAAUUAAAGGUCAAGCACUGAAUUAGCACAAUUGAACUAAACAAUUUUCAUUUCCUGUUAAAAAGAGGAAGACAUUUUUAUGAUAAAGACGAGAAAAGAGGGUUUUCUGGGAAAGUUAAAGACUUCUCUGCAAUCGACCUAAUAAUCUAUCACAUGGACUUGUUUUUUCAUGCAUACUUUCCCAUGACACAUUGGAUUAGAUUGUCAAUGUGAUGCCUGUGUCUGCUUCAGACAGCCCUCGCUUACCACACACCAACACACACACACACACACACACACACGUGUGCACACAUUUAAGAUAAUAGCCUUUUAAUAUCUGCACCAAUGCAUUGAAUAAACCAUUCAAAGAAAAUACAAUAACGUAACAAUGCUUUUUAACUUUGAAGAAUCCUUUUCAAUUACCAGUUAUCAUUCUGUCUUGAAGAUACACGGACAAGAACAAGCCCUACAAUCCAAGCUUGCAUGCAUGAAUACAAACAACGGAUACAGAGAAAUUACGGAAAAACAACAACAACGCCACAAACCUGCAUAGAAAUGAAAAACAGCUACUGUUGCCUCGAGAUACCAUCACUACGCAAAAGAACUCCUUUUUUCAUUUCUCACUGGGACGUUUCUCACAGACCACAGUCUGACACAUGUUAGAACUGAUUCAGAUGUUACCUAGAAGUGACUGUGUUUGACACAGUACUGGUUGGAUUCUUUUUCUUUUUUUUUUCUUUUAAGUGCAGAGCGCUCUGUCACCACAGGUAGAGGAGACUGACGUGCACUACACCAAGUGGUAGAAGAAAUAAAACAUGCCAUAGAGAGGCACUGUUUUACCUUGAUGUGGUGCGAUACUACAGCGUCCUGCUUCCGUCCUGUUUUUGUCCCCCAGGGGGGUGGGAGGGAUGUCGGGGGGUAAGUUAUUGAAUAAAACAUAUAAGAGCAAUUUCUGCUGGCUUAUUGCAUUUGCACUCAAAUUGAAAACAAAGGUUAAAGGUUGGAGACAAAGGAGUUUGCCGAAAUAUGACUGUACUAAAGACUGAAUAUUUUUUUCCUCCACAUCAUCCUGAUUAUUUAUUCGAUUUUGGGUAUUGUGGGGGAAAAAAACCAAAUGGUCUUUCUGACAAUGACUGUUUCUAAACAAAAUUUGGGACGGGGAUGUUACAAGGCAAUGUCAAACAGCAACGUAAACCUGUAUUUGUCUUGUCGUAGACAUUUUUCUUUUCUUCUUUAAUAUGUUUUCACGCUUUCUGCCACAUGUAAGGACGCAGUCCGAGCAGCCUUUAUUUCUUGUUUUGUGAAAAGUUUAUUUCUGUUUUCCAAGUUUUCCUGGAGAUUUAAUCACGAGAAAAGACUAUUGAAUCCAGUCAAUGUAUUAACCCCAAAGUAAUUAUAAGCCAAUGCCAUUUUUUUAGGGAAAAAUACAAGGAAUUCUGUGGUUGAAAAAUAUAAUAGGCAGAAAAUACAGAAUAUUUGCCCUCUGCAUAUUUUGGAAACAUCAGUGCUGUGUCACUUCGAAGGUUGGGCCAGAUUAUUCUCUGUCUGUUCUACAAAUCUUUUUAUUAUUUUUUGGGGGGGUGGGUGCUUUAAGAUGGCCCUGCACAAGAAACACAGGGUUAAAAUUGCACUAGGUUAUAAUAGUAAUGACGUUUACAAUUUUUCUUUUUCUUUCUUUUUUUUUGUUGGAAAAAUGUGAUCUGCCAUCGAUAAAACAGGGCUGUGACAGAAUGGCUGAGAUGAUGGAUGAAUGUAAACUGUAGCACUGCUUUGGUGAGGGCUCUGAGCCUUGACUGAAUAUGGUAAAAUACUGAAUCUCUUUUUUAUAUAUCUGUAUGACUCACUGCUUUCCUCAAUUGUAUACUCUCAAACAAAUGGGCCAUAAUAUAAAACUAAUCUGGCUGUUUGGCUGGAUGAUGUUCUAAUCUAAAGCUUUAGUGAUGUUGUGAUUUUUUUUAAGAACUUAUUUGAACAGGUCUUCCACUGUGGCGGACACGGAGCGAGGUUCAAGUACAGGCUUUUAUUACACCACUGUUUAUACUAUCUUUAUCCCAACAGUUGUGUCUCUAAUGUUGAAAUGACACGUGUGUUCGCAAAACUGAAGAUUUCUUAAAAAUUCAGCAAAUUAUUUCUUAUUUUUUAAUUUAUUAAGCGACAGUUCCUAAAGUUGCUCUUGUAAAAAAAACUAAUAAAAGAAUAAAGGCGUUCAGUUGCUUGUUGAAGCCACUACCUUAAUGCACUUGUGAUUAUUUGUCAUUCGAGGUAACAGUCUUCCCCAAAAUGCAUACACAUUUAACUCCAAUAAUUAUUUUAAGUUACAAAAUACAGCAUGCCACCCCUAGUAAAUUAAACCAUAAAUGUUUAACUGUGCAGUUAAAUUGUCAUAUACAUUAAAUCUAUUUUUCUCUCUUUAUAUUUCCCUGCAAUAUAAACCUAUUUGUUUAUCCAAGGCCUGUUUUCAAGCAGGUGCUACUUAAACUACUUAGCUAUUUGAGGCGUUAAACGACAUGCAGUGGGAAACACUGAUAUACUUCACAGUAAUAGUGAUAAAGGGGUGAGGAGCAGUGCCUUAGACUGUGACUGUGUGGGUGUGGAUGUUAUGUUGUGAACGUGUAGGUUCAGAGAGUAACUAGACGAAGGACUGGCAAAGUGCCGCCUUUACUAAAACUAAAUUGGCUUCUUAGAAACUUUGCUUGUAGAAUUAUAUAUGUAACAAUUUAUGUUUUAUUUUGUGACUUCGUGUUUGCGAUCGUGUCGUUAAUUUGGGAGAAAAUGUGCAAGAUCACCAGUUAGAAUAAGUUGAACAGAAUUACGGCACUUGGAUACAUUCAACAGCCAUUCGGAAACAACCAGGACUCACACCAAAAGAAAGGAAAAAUUAAUCUAGCAUAAGAUUCCUAUUGUAGUCACACCCAAGAAAAACAAAUCCCACAUACAUAAGACUUUUUACAUUAUGUCUCCUGAUAUAUUCACAUUUUGAAUAGUUGUUUCCAGUUUGUCCACUGACAAAAACAUUCAUUUCCUUUUUUUUUUAUAUUUUUUAAAUUUUCCUUGUUUCUUUCCUGCUUGGGGUCUUUUUCUUUUUCUUGUGCAGGGUGAAUUUGAACAAGAAUAAAGUUGCACUAAAAAAUAAAUUCUCAGAGAAUGUCAUGGCUAACCCUUGGGAGGAAGAGCUCUAUUGAAAAAGUCCUGAAAAAUGUAUGUAAUGUAUUUUUUGCACAUGUUUCUUUCAUUGAGAGCAGAGUUUUGUUUCUUUAAUUUAGUGACAGAAAUAUGUUACAAUAUCUGCCGUUCACCUGCAUGAUCUGAAAACCACACUAUAAGAUAUGGGAUGGCAUUGUUGAUUGAAAACACCCUAUUUUACACAAAUUUUCUUUGCAAAUAAAUAGUUAAUUACUUUCUAAAACUCUACAUAGUGCUCGCUUCAUCCCCCAUUGUAAAACAAUGUGGGCAUAGUGUUUUUUCUUUCUUUGAAUGGUCGGACUGAAAACAAUACAUUUAUAUGCAAAGAGACACCUGUAUCAUAAAAUGCAUGCCAUUCAGAAAAACUCGUUCUAACCGGAUGAAACCUCUGAUCUUUAUGCACCAUGUAUUUUAUGCUGAAUAACUGUUGUCACUGUUAGCAAACAAAGACUCUUGCGACGAGUAGGGUUUGUAUUUUUACCGCACACCCUUGCCUUUUAUUGAAUGUUUUUGCGUAAAAAAGAUUUAUCACCUCUUGUGAUAACGACGACAAAGUAGUGUUAAAGAGUGGAAUACGUAGAAUAACUACCCAGUUGACUGUGCAUUGAAACCUUCAGCAGACUCAGAAAAUGCACUAAAAGUUUAUACAGUAUGUGUAUGUGUGUGUCCUUGAAUAUAAUGCCAGCACUUUAGAACUACUUAGAAAAAUGAAAGAAAAAGAGGGACAACGUAAAGAGCGACCAAGGGUUCGGUGAACGAGGGGGGAAACGCAACUUUUUAAAGCCAUGUGUUCAGAGCGCUGACAAUCAGAAUAUGGGAUGAGACUCAAAGUGCACUAUGGGAGAUCUGACAUGAGUUGCUGUGCUCUUGCUAUUUGCUUUGUCUUUCUCCAGCUUGCUUUGGUCUCUGCUCGCUUACUCUUUCCCAGAGUCGGGGGACAUUAUGAUGUUAACCCCAGCCUUCUAUACUUAUUACGUGUGUGUCUCUGCAACAAGGACUGACUGAAGUUUGACUGAUACCUUGGUGCUUCGUGAACAGAGCUGUUCCAUGUUGAAAUGGACCAUAUCUGUAAUGCUCUGACGAACGUGGGUCGAACUCAGCCCCAAGUUUGGGCUCAUUGGUAAAUUCUUGGUGGACAACAGUCCAAAUAUGACAAAAAAAGAGGGUCUUAUCAUGCAACCUGACACAUUGAUCAUGGUAAUGUUCUUCAAUAUCAACAGGGCCUGGACCAGGAAAACUGGGAUGGCACAUUUACAGUGUUGACAACUGCUUUAUGUUUAAAAUGACAAAAUGUUGAAAAUGUUUAUGCGCCUUCCGACUCAAGCAUCAAUAAUAUAUACAACAAGAAAAAAUGCAAGUUGCCACUUUUGACGUUGCAUAAGAAUCUACGUUUCAUUCCCAUCAUGGUUGUGUGCCACCACCAGUUUUGGUUGUGUAGUCUAAGAGUACAUGAUUUCUUUAAAUGCAAUACAGAAAAAUCUGCUUUCUAAUAAAAGUCCUUACUUCACCA